This is a messenger RNA of Phaedon cochleariae (mustard beetle), 1789 nucleotides long. The record is from the annotation of a GenBank genome assembly. NCBI's taxonomy places the organism in Eukaryota, Metazoa, Arthropoda, Insecta, Coleoptera, Chrysomelidae.
AGUCGCGAUCAAAUACUGAACGGACGCAGAUCACGAUCCACGCAAUACUUGGACGCGUGUAUAAUAAACUUAUAGCCCGGGAGGUUGGUAAAAGUAGUGAAAAGGGGCCGCAAAUUUUCAGUGAACUUUCGGACGGUGCAAGCACCACCUAGUCUCGCGAUAUCUCCCAUUCGCCACGCUGACCGCAUGUCGAAACCGUAACUGCACAAGCAAAACCAUUUAAUUGAUCGAACAAAUCGAUCCGAUUGAUCUGACUGACUGGUACUUUCACGCCAUGGCCGACUACAGCAUCCGAACACGGCAAGAAAGCACCGAGAGUCUGGACUCAGCCUCCUCCGUGGUCACUAGUGAGGAAUACUCCGAUGAUGAGAAGGAGAAGCAUAGAUACGACAUAGAGGACUUCACCAUUAUCAAGACCAUAGGAACUGGUACUUUUGGCAGAGUAGUCCUCUGUAAAAACAAAGAAACCGAUGAGUACGGUGCCAUGAAAAUUUUGUGUCUAUCCGAUAUCAUAAGACUGAAACAAGUAGAACAUGUGAAGAAUGAAAAGAAUAUAUUACAAGAAAUAAGACAUCCAUUUAUAGUGAACAUGUUGUGGUGCGAUAGAGACGAGGCCUGCAUCUUCAUGCUCUUCGACUAUGUGUGCGGCGGCGAACUAUUUUCCUACCUGCGCAACGCAGGCAGAUUCACCAGCUCGACCGGCACCUUCUACAGCGCCGAGAUCGUCUCCGCGUUGGAAUACCUGCACUCGAAGAGCAUCGUCUACAGGGACCUGAAGCCCGAAAACCUUCUGCUGGACAGGGAGGGCCACCUGAAGAUCACCGACUUCGGGUUCGCGAAGAAGCUGACGGACAGGACGUGGACGCUGUGCGGGACGCCGGAAUAUCUGGCGCCCGAGAUCAUACAGAGCAAGGGACACAACAAGGCCGUCGAUUGGUGGGCACUAGGUGUCCUCAUAUACGAAAUGCUUGUUGGCUACCCACCCUUCUACGACGACAAUCCCUUCGGGAUCUACGAGAAAAUACUCAGUGGAAAGAUCGAAUGGCCCAAACAUCUCGACACGGUGGCCAAAGAUCUCAUCAAAAAACUACUCGUGCAGGACCGGACUAAGAGAUUGGGCAAUAUGAAGUUUGAUUUUCAGAGUGGUGCAGAUGACAUCAAAAGGCACAGAUGGUUCAAGGGAAUUGACUGGCAUGAUGUAUAUUUACGAAAACUCGAAGCUCCAAUCGUACCAAGAAUAUUGUACGAUGGUGACUCGAGCAAUUUUGAUGAAUAUCCAGAGACAGAUUGGAAAACAUCGCGGACUCUCGAAAAAUCGGAACUGAAAUUAUUCGAGGAUUUUUGAUUAUGAGGCUUAAUUUCAGCUACAGCUAUGGAAUAUGUUCAAUUAAUCUUUCUACUCCAAUACUGAGUGAAUUUUGCAUUUUCAAACAAAGAUAGUAGCAGUAGCAAUUUCUUUCCUUAUGAAGAUUGUCAGUUAGAUACGAUAUGAUUUAGAUGAUAGAUGCUAGAAACUGAUUGUGAUAUAGAAAUAAUUUAUGCCUAAUUACUUUUUAGAAUAUUUGUACAUAGAUUUGUUAAGUUAUGUGUGAUUUGUUGGAAAUAAUGUUAUUAAUAUAAUUAUUAGAACAUGCUAUAGGUUAUAUUUUCUAAACGAAACAUAUCAGUGAUAUAGUAGAGCAUGAUCUACUACGUUCCUGUAUUAUUCGAGAAUACAAAUAAUAAAACUUUGUACGAAAUAUUAAUUGCAUGUUCAUUAAUAAUGUUUGGAAAAUAUAGAAAUGUUUCA